This is a messenger RNA of Saccostrea cuccullata (small rock oyster), 2037 nucleotides long. RefSeq names its product E3 ubiquitin/ISG15 ligase TRIM25-like. The transcript is spliced from 2 exons. The coding region runs from base 113 to 1807 and encodes 564 amino acids. Gene Ontology annotation, biological process: negative regulation of translation; protein polyubiquitination; proteasome-mediated ubiquitin-dependent protein catabolic process. Gene Ontology annotation, molecular function: ubiquitin protein ligase activity; protein binding; zinc ion binding. The record is from RefSeq and is a predicted model, not a curated record. NCBI's taxonomy places the organism in Eukaryota, Metazoa, Mollusca, Bivalvia, Ostreida, Ostreidae.
ACCUGACAGGUAGAUAACACAGGUAACUAAGUGGGUCAUGUGAUCAGAGAGCAUACUAAAUAUCAACAGACAGGACAGCGGCCAUUUCUGAAAUCAGUCACUUAAUCUAAUCAUGGACCCCCGUACCAGUGCCCAGGACGUGAUUCGAUGUGACCUGUGUGAGACCGCUGUGGUACAGAUGCACUGUGAUACAUGUCUUGUCAACCUGUGUAAGGCCUGCGUGGGAGAACACAUUUCAACAGGUGAAACCAAAGAUCACAAAGUUGUCAAAUUUCAGGAAAGGAAAUCCACUCCCCUCUACCCUAUAUGUAAAACUCAUAAUAAAGAAGAAUGUGAAAUGUUCUGUAAACAAUGUGAUAUUCCUGUCUGCAUCAGCUGUGUUGCUCUUAAUAGACAUUUUGGUCAUGAAUUAUCAAAAGUCUUACAAGUUCUGGACGAAAAAAAGAACAAGAUUAUAGAGGAAAGAAAUGAAUCAAAUGAGACAAUUUAUCCCACCUACCAGGACAUUGCCUCUGAUGUACAAAACAGAAUGAGUCAGUUAAAAAAGGAACAUAAAGAUCUUUCAUCAGCCAUAACAAAACAUGGAGAGGACUGGCACAGAGAAAUUGACAAACUUGUCCAGAAACUUAAAGCUGAAGUUGAUGAGAUGAAAAACACACAGUUACAAACUCUACAAAAACAUCUGGAUGAAAUAAACAAGACAAUGUCUGACAUCAAGGAAGAAAUAAAUUCAGUGGAAACUACAACAGACACAAAUGACUUGUCAAAACUAUUUAGUGUCACGUCCAAUGUACACAUGUACAGAAAUCUUCCAAACAAAAUAAUGCCAUCUUUACCCAAAUUCAUUCCAGGAAAAAUCCAAGGAGAUCUGGAAGAAUUAAGUAAAUUAUUUGGAGCGUUAUCAUCAAGUUCCUUAUCAUCAGAUGAACAUGGCUACAGCAUGAAGACAACACAGAAAUCACCAGAAGCUGGAUCCUCUCCUCCGGUCAAACAGCUGCUUGAUGAACCAGAGACUGUCACCACCAUAGACACUGGGUGUAAAAACUCUCGCAAUGUUGCCUGUCUGAGUGAUGAAGAAAUCUGGACAAGUGGACUUAACAGCACCAUGAUACUCUACAGCAUCAAUCAGGGAGACAUCAAGUCAAUCAAAACCAAGUCAAAGAAGACACCAUCUGACAUAGCAGUGACAAAAAGUGGAGAUCUAGUUUAUACUGAUUAUGAUGAUAGAACUGUGAAUAUUGUGAAGAAUGAGAAGAUAGAGGAGGUGACCAGACUACAGAACUGGAAACCUGAAGGUGUCUGUAGUACCUCCUCUGGUGACCUCCUGGUUAUCAUGGACAGUGAUGAUGACAAACAAACAAAAGUUGUCUGUUACUCUGGCUCCAUAGAGAAACAAACCAUUCAGUUUGAUAAUAAAGGUAGAUCUCUCUAUUUAUCUAGUUCUCUUUAUCCAAGAUACAUAACAGAGAACAGGAACCUGGAUAUCUGUGUGUCUGAUGAUAGAGCUGGAGCAGUAGUGGUGUUAAAUCAGGCCGGGAAACUGAGAUUCGAGUACACUGGACAUAUUCCUGCUGCAAAGAAUGAACCAUUCAGUCCAAAAGGAAUCACCACAGACAGUCAGUGUCACAUCCUUACAUCUGAUAAUAACAAUGACUGUGUCCACAUCAUAGACCAGGAUGGACAGUUCCUACAUUACAUAAAAUGUGGACUGAGGUAUCCCUGGGGACUGUGUACAGAUACAAAUGACAAUCUGUUUGUUGCUCAAAGUGUAAAUGCACAAGUGAAGAGAAUCAAAUAUCUGCAGUGAUAUGCAUCACUGUAUUGCAUUCUAAACAAUGAUAAUAAAUAUUAGAGGUAUGCAUUAUCACUAAUAGAUAUGGGGAAAGUAUUCUGCACUAUGAUGGAAACAUGCAAUAAAAUCUUCAUUCUUUUAUAAGAACAGUAAACAUUACUACAAAUCAAGACCAAAAAUAAGAGAUUAUAACUGUAAACUCGCAUCAUUAGACUAGAUUUUAAUAAUAAAGCGUGAUGAUUUUU